AUGCCCCGCGUCUCACACCACGGCGAACUCCACAAACUAAACCUCCCUAGGAAUUCCACCCUGUUUUCUGCGACACCGGAGACGUACUGGAGCCAUUUCGAGGAGAUCUCCAAGUACAAUGUCCACCUUAAUGUCUUUGAGAGACUGUGGGUAGCCUGGUACGCCUUUAUGCAGAACGAUGUCCUCGCAACUGGCAUUAUGUCGUUUGUGAUGCACGAAGUCGUGUAUUUCGGCCGAGCUCUCCCUUGGAUCCUUAUCGACACUUUGGGUCUCUUCAAAAAGUACAAGAUUCAGGAUAACAAGAUCCCCACCUUGAAGGAACAAUGGGAAUGCGCGAGACUCGUUCUUCUUAGUCACUUUACUGUUGAACUUCCUCAGAUUUGGCUCUUCCAUCCCAUGGCCCAAUACUUCGGUCUCACUACCACGGUUCCCUUCCCUUCUCUCUGGACGAUGGCAUACCAAAUCGCAAUCUUCUUCGUUAUGGAGGAUACAUGGCACUACUUCCUUCAUCGCGCUCUUCACUGGGGUCCUCUUUACAAGGCCAUUCACAAGAUCCACCACCAAUACUCUGCUCCUUUCGGCUUGGCUGCAGAAUACGCUUCUCCAAUUGAAGUCAUGCUUCUCGGAUUCGGAACCGUUGGCUGCCCCAUCUUAUGGUGUGCUUUCACUGGCGACCUCCACAUCUUGACCAUGUACAUUUGGAUCGUCUUGCGCUUGUUCCAGGCUAUUGAUGCUCACAGCGGCUACGAGUUCCCAUGGAGCUUGCACCACUUCCUGCCUUUCUGGGCUGGCGCAGACCACCACGAUGUUCACCACGAGAAGUUCAUUGGCAACUUUGCCAGCAGCUUCCGCUGGUGGGACUUUGUCCUCGACACUGAAUAUACUCCUGAAUCGGUGAAGCGCUGGCGUGAGAAGAAGGCCGAGAAGGUGGCCAAGAAGGCUAACUAG
Talaromyces amestolkiae is the source of this 948-nucleotide messenger RNA. RefSeq lists its product as uncharacterized. The record is from RefSeq and is a predicted model, not a curated record. Bases 1 to 948 code for a protein of 315 amino acids. NCBI's taxonomy places the organism in Eukaryota, Fungi, Ascomycota, Eurotiomycetes, Eurotiales, Trichocomaceae. The transcript has 3 exons. Gene Ontology annotation, biological process: ergosterol biosynthetic process. Gene Ontology annotation, molecular function: C-4 methylsterol oxidase activity; iron ion binding.